This is a messenger RNA of Maudiozyma saulgeensis, 1239 nucleotides long. The record is from the annotation of a GenBank genome assembly. Lineage: Eukaryota; Fungi; Ascomycota; Saccharomycetes; Saccharomycetales; Saccharomycetaceae.
AUGAACAACGCUCGAUAUAGUAGGCCAACUGGUCGCCCAAAUAUAUACAGGCCCUCUGAGACAGAAAGGUUACAAGCACAACUAAGAAAUCAAAGACUACGAAAUAUACAAGAAAAGAGGCAUUCAAUAGGUCUUGAUUCUCAGGAUGAGACUACCUUGAGGAAAUCAUCUAAUGAAUUUAAUGUGGCUGUUCACGUCAAAGAUGAACCUUUUAUUGAGAAUAACGAAAAUAAGGAUGAUGAUGAAGAUUCUGAUGUGAAUAUAUCAAAGGAUAACAAGUCCUCCCCUUUUUAUGACUAUAACACAGACAAAACACAUAAUAUACUGAACGGCUAUGAUGAUGGUUAUGAUGAACCAUCACCUCUACCAAAAGUGAUGUCCCCAAAGUCCGUUUUAAAAUCAAGGGGAUAUUCAUCAGCUUCAUAUGAUGAAGAUCCUAUUGUUGAAAAUCCUAUUAGGUACAAUAAUGAAAAUAACAAAAAUUUAUUGACUUUUCAAGCAACAGAGUCAAGGAAAGAAAUAAGGCGAAAUGAGCAGAAUAAUAUGGGGUCUCGUACAUUAAGAAAACUUUUAGGUGAACCAUUACCAUUACCAUAUUUGUCAAACGAUGUCAUAGUGAAUAAAUCUUUUGAGGAUAAUCACAGAACUGUUCUGACCAAAGAUAAAUUAGAUAAUAAAAGUAAACAUUUUAAUACUAAAUUUAAACGAUUGGUAUCUAAAGACAAAAUAAAUGUAGUUAAAAGACUAAAUGAAUUAAAGCAUAAGGAAUAUGAUAAUGAUGAUAAUAAUGAUGAUGGUGAGGAUAUUCUCACAAAUUUUGACCCACCUAUUGAACCAUUACCGAAAUUUGGAAAUAAAAUACGAAAACAAAGAGCACACUCCAGAUCAUAUUCACACGACUUAUCAUUCCCGUCUAGACAACCUUCUGUACAGUUUUCAAUUGGAGAUCAUGAGCACAGCAGGGACUCGGUAGAUCACAACAACCUCAGCGAUACAGACUCAACACAAGAUCUAUUAAUACUAUUAGAGUUGCAAAGAACUCUUGAUUCUAAUAGUGAAAAGUUGGAUUUGAUCAUUGCCAUGUUAAGCAAUCUAACGCCAGAAACUAAAGAGAAGACGAAGGCAUUAUAUUGUUUCUAUUCGAAACAUAUAUUAAUUAGGACAAUUUGUAUUAUUACACUUCUAUUAAGCAUAUUUUGCGUGUAUUAUUACUAUUAUUAUAACUAUUAUAAAUACUAA